AUGCACACCACCGACGGGUCCUGGGAUCCCACCGGAGAGGAUCAGCGGCUAGCUGAGGAGUUGUUCGGCGACCUCCCCGACUUGGACGCGGCGCUUGAGCCCGUUGCGGACGGCCUCAGUUCGCAGGCCCACGACGACAGCCAGGUGACCAUCGGCUUGGCGAAGGUCGAUCAGGAGAAGGACGGAGAGGGCGCGAACGGCGAGGACUUCCAGGACGGCCUGUUCGAGGGCCCAGGUGCGUCAAGGGAUGGGAAGGAGACUGGCCCGACCUUAGAGCAGCCAACUCGCCGUCGGGCCACGCUCCUGACCAAGGUUAUCUACAAUCAGCUGGCCCUGGCCGACGGCGACGUGGCUCGGCCAGUCGACGGAGAUGAAGGCGACGUUGCGCCGCCAGUCGCGCAGUCCCAAGAGUGCAUCGAGGAGUCGAGCGGGGUCGACAUUCACGGGCUUCCUCUGCAGGACAUGUCGCUGAGCGGCGGCUUCCCCGCUGGGCGGGAGUUUGUCUCCAUCGCUCGAAUGCGCAACGCGGUGAACACCUGCGUGGACCGCAUGGCCAAGGAGGGGUGGUUCCAAGAUUACAAGUUGGGCACGAUGCAGGCAUUGGAGAGAAGGUUGAAGAAUCACCACGAAGCGAUCGUCGGCAAGGUGGCGUACUCUGUGCAAGUUGCGUAUAAGCAGGUGUGUGCGAGGAUCAACGCUUCCAUUUCUCUUUACAAGUGUCUCAAGCAUUGGCUAGGCACCCCGGGCGACUCGAACCUCGUCAACACCUUGGACCACUUCGGAAUCCAGGACCUGACUGUCAUCUUUGUGUACAGCGUCUUCCAGGCUUAUAUCAAGAAGCACAACAAGGUCUCGACCGCGAUCGAAAACUUGAGCAUGGCCAUCUUCGACUUGAUGCGCCAGCGCCCCGAGGAGGCAGCGCGAGAUAAGGAGCCAGAGCAUCCCGCCAAGAUCGAGGUGCAUAUUGGUGUCAGUGCCAAGUACCGCAUGGCCUACAUGGUCGCGGAGGCGAUGCGGUCUUACCUCUACAGCCUCCCCGAUACGUGCCUGGAACUCAAGAAGACGACCGACGAGUUCGUGACCGAGAUCAGCACCGUCGCGCAUGCGUGGACUCGUGCGAUGGAGCCACUCACUGGUGACAACGACGACGACGAAAGCGUUGUCUUCACUCGAGUGCUCGGGGCCAUCGGCAGCAUCGUGAAGUGCUGCAGCGCCGCAGAGAGUGAGCGGCCCACGUCGGUGACGGUACGAGAUGCCAGGAAGACAGUCUUUGAGCAGACGAGGCAGUCAGGCCAAACGCCUUCAGCAGAGCUCGCGCGAACCAUGAUCGCAUACAAGGUCCCGAAGGACGCCACGGAUGUGCCCCGCUUGCACGUCGCACGAAAUGUGGAGGACGAGGCCGCGCCGAAGUCUUUCACCAGCGCCGCGGCCGCUUUUGAGUCUGACUUUCAAGAUGCAUUCGAUGACCUGGAGAACUGGGUUGUGUCUAAAGCGACGGGUGCUUUCACCUCCAUCAAUGACCAAGUCGCCCUUAUGGGCAAGCUGCUCGCUGGGGCUAUGCUCUCCUUGCACAAGUGGUCGGCAUCCGCCUUGGCUGACAACGAGAAGUUGCUGAUUGACACGAUGCAGAACUCCGAAUCCAUCGUCGACGCGAGCUUGUACGCAGUGGUCCGCACUUUCGGCGUGACGAUCUCGGUCCAGUACGACGGCCUCGGCAAACGCAUCAAGACCCUGACGAAGUCGCGGCUCGCGGCGCCUACGGAGGAGAGCACCUCGCAGGAGGGCGCAAGCGUGGCGCUUGCAACGGCCGCGGCGGAGGCCCGCUCGGGAUCCUUCAGUGGCUUGGCGAUAUUGGGCGAGUUCCGCGACGGCAUGAUCGGCUUCGGAGCUACGCUGGGAGAUAUGUGGAAGCGCUCGCGCACGUGCGAGGUGGCCUUGAAUGGGAGGAGCUGCCCAGAUGCGACCAGUGAGCGGUUCCAGGGCGAGCAGAAGAGCAACAUGUCCUUCCAGGCCCGCUUGGACUCCACCAUCAAAGGGCUCACUGGCAUGAUCGAUUACGUCAACUCCGCGGCGACUCUGGCGCUGAUUUUCUCUGAGCAGCACGUCGACAGGAACAUGUCCGAGAGGGUCAUCAGCAUGGCCGAGCACGUGCACAAGAUGAAGCACGACCCCGUCGUCUUCGAGGUUACGAGGGCCGCCGCGAACGAUGAGCUGGUCGCGAAGGUCUGGAACGACUCCCAGCGGUUCAUGGAUGAUGUAGGGACACCCCUGUACACGGCCGUGGCGGACGAGCUUACAAUGGCGAAGCUUUCGCAGAUCGGAACGAGGGUAUCUUUCUCCCUGGGUGAUGCGCAGCAGAAGUUGGCUACCCAGUCGAGCGAUUUCGAUGCGAUCAAUGCGGCGGUUCGGUCGGGGGACUCUUACGGGGAGUUCGCCAGCGUUCAGCCCGAGCUCGAUGGCGAUUCCAGCGUCACCAUGGCCGCUCUGACAGCCGUGCAGCGCAGCGUCGCCCUGGGGGAGUUGAAGGAGUUCAUUUCGGCAAGCGGCCUUGCCGAUAUCGCUCUUCCCGAAGCCACUUGCACUUCGGACCCUCUCGUGCUGCGCAUGACGGCCGGCCAGGCCAUGUUGUGCCUGUCCGUGGUGACCUCGACCAACGACCUUGGCGCCCUCUGCGCCUUUCUGCACGACAAGCUCUUCAAGGAGGGUGGCUGCCAGAAGGCGCCCUCGAAGGAUGGCGCGUUCAAGACGUUGAGCGGCCUGCAGAGGCUUGCGUCGGAUGUGCCCAUGGCGCUUGACACCUUCCUCAACUCGGAUGUGUCGCUUGAGCUCGAGAAGGCUGGAUGGCAGUGCCCUCUCUCGUUUCAGAGCACCCGCCGCUGGACGUCGCUGGUCGCGGUUUUCUCCAAUGCGUGCCAGGACAGGAUUCUCACACUUUUAACCCGCAUCGCCGCGGCGUCCUCGGGCGAGUGCAAGGCGACAUGCCCGGACUGGGGCGCCGCGGUCAACCCUGGCGGCAGGCUCAGCUUAAAGAUGCUGGGCGCCAUAUUCGGCAGCGAGAAGAAGCUUGAGAAGGUGGUGUACGCCCACAACAUCCUGCACAAGGACCUCAGCCUCAUGUCCGUGGCUGCGCAGAUGAUGCAGGUGACACCGCGGGUGCAGGACAAUGACAUCACAAGCGCCUGCGUCGCUACGGCCAUGGCGACGCUG
This is a messenger RNA of Prorocentrum cordatum, 3207 nucleotides long. Lineage: Eukaryota; Dinophyceae; Prorocentrales; Prorocentraceae. The record is from the annotation of a GenBank genome assembly.